This is a messenger RNA of Pseudomassariella vexata, 366 nucleotides long. RefSeq lists its product as uncharacterized. The transcript has a single exon. Lineage: Eukaryota; Fungi; Ascomycota; Sordariomycetes; Amphisphaeriales; Pseudomassariaceae. The record is from RefSeq and is a predicted model, not a curated record. Bases 1 to 366 code for a protein of 121 amino acids.
AUGACCUACGGCGCCAUUCGGAUGGAGCGCGACCUUGGCGGCAUCAUGUGGGUGGUGACGCGCGUCAACUACGCCUCCCGCGAGAUGUUUGCCAUGACGAUGCAGAUCCUCAUGGUGGCGAAUACGGACGGCAUAAUCUGGGUGCUUAGUGAGGAGGACAAGAGGAAGGCAAAAGGAAUCUGGUUAGGCACUGUAAAGGGUGUCUUUUUCAGAUUUACCAGGUCUGCAUGCCGUUUUUUUGAGGGAGGAGGGGGGGAGUAUGAUGUUGAGCUUGACCAUCCAGGCGCUUGUGCCGUAUCAACUGCCCAUCCGUUUAGGGGUUCCACAUGCAAGCGACACCAUAGUCCUCGCUGUUGUAAGCUCUAG